Chelonia mydas (Green sea turtle) is the source of this 1501-nucleotide messenger RNA. It is a transcript of the gene CNTD1, whose product is annotated as cyclin N-terminal domain containing 1. The record is from RefSeq and is a predicted model, not a curated record. Gene Ontology annotation, biological process: reciprocal meiotic recombination. Gene Ontology annotation, cellular component: site of double-strand break. Lineage: Eukaryota; Metazoa; Chordata; Testudines; Cheloniidae. The coding region runs from base 498 to 1481 and encodes 327 amino acids. The transcript has 7 exons.
GACGGGCCACCCUGCCUCCGCCUUGGACCCGCGUGCCCUUGGCGUCCGUGGGGCCGCAGCUCGUUCCUUUUGCCAUCCGCGACGCCCCGAGCGGCCCGAGGGGUGGACGGCGGUCACGGGUGCCCCAGAGCCCCGGGGUCGGGGCCCUGCCCCGGGGUCGGGGCGUCGCUGGCCGUCCUGCCGAGGAAGCACCAGGCUGGUUGAAAUCCCGUUCUGGGGCCCGCUGCUGUGACGGCCGCCGCCGCACUGACCCAAGGGCACACGUGGACACGUGUGGACUGUCACUAACUCCGGCACGAUUCCGGUCACACGCAGGGCGCACAUCCAGACUGAGGAGGUGCAGUUUCUCCAUAGCAAAGUUCCUGAUUAUACCGCCGCCUUGUUCCAGGCACUGCCUGGUGCCCUCGCUAAUAAUUACUGCAGUGGGUACGGCUGCAGUGCUAUCAAAAUAACGCUGUUAUUAUUUUAUUGUUUGAGAACUGGCCAGAAGUGCUGAGAUGAGCUCAGAGGCACAGGCAGUGUCUAGGUUUCGCACCCCGGAGCCAGUCUUUGGAGUUGUUGCUCCUGAGAUCAUUGAAGAUACUUUAAUCUGUUUAGCUACAGAAAAUGAACAAUAUCUGAAUGAGCUGUCGGAUCAGGCAGGAUGCUUCAAAGAGACCCAGAUAGUGGAAUUUGUAUUUCUUUUGUGUGAAAAAUGGUUCCUGGACCAAUCUGCACAAUAUCAAGCAGUUGAAAUAUUUGAAAGGUUUAUGAUUAAGCAUGUAGAAGAGAGCUAUAACUCUACCGAAGAGUCAAGGAUAAACAAUGAACAAGGAGAGGGCAACAUCUGGGGCGCUUUGAAAGCACAGAUGUGUGACACAUUUGUGCUGCGGCUUGUGUCUUGCAUUCAGCUUGCAAGCAAACUUUCUUUUCACUACAAUAUAAUUAACAAUAACACAGUUCUGAAAUUUCUGCAGUCCUUAGACUAUUCAUACACAAAACAGAACUUGGUGGAGUCAGAACUUGCCAUUCUGAAGGCUCUACGCUUCCAGAUCAAUGUGCCAACUCCUUUUGCCUAUGUUGAGUUGCUUCUGGAGGUGUUAGGACAUAAUGGCUGCUUACUUCCUAUGAAACAGUUGCAUAAGAUGUGCAUGCACCUAUUGGAUUUAACUUAUCUCAUGCGGAACAUCAUUUAUGAUACUUUAUUAAAGAUUUCUAUUGAGAAUUCAACACCAAGUGAACUCCAGAUAGCAAAAUUUUUGUCAGUAAAGGAAGAUUUCAUGCUCUUGGCAGUUGGAGUCAUCAGCACAAGCGCUUUCAUACUAAAUCCUGAAUACUGGAAUCAGGUUGUGGAACAUUUAAAUUGCAUCACUGGCAUUACCACACAAAGCAUUUUAGAGUUUUCAUAUGCAAUACUGAAGCACAGUGUUGGCACCACUAAUCCAAGGAAGAACAAAGGAACUAGAUCUUCAGAGAACUAUGUUGUACCUCCUACAAAAUAAACUUGGCUUUUCCAUUGCAA